UUGUUUUCUCUAUUUGAUGACUUUUUUAUUUUACUUCUUCUCGCAUUCGCUGUAUAAAUUGACAGUUAUAAACAAAAUGGAGAUUUUGAAAGGAGACAAAUUCAGCAAUUCAGCCAGAGACGCCUACUGGGCACUAGCGAAUUAACUUGACAAGCCCAAAGAAAUAAAAAAGUUAUUUUAAGUAAUAAUAAAUCGAAGAUAAUAUUUACAUUACUUAAAUAUGAGAUUUAAUAAUUAAAAGGAUAUACUAAUAAAUUCACGACUUAACAAAUAUAUCUAUAGUUUAUGAUUAUAAUUGCUUUGUGGGGUGUCCAACCAAUUGAAAUGUAGUAACAUCUCUGGCAGUGCAUGUACGUUAGGUUUAUCAAAGUAGAGUGAAAACAAAAUCAAUAAAUAACGUAAAAGAAAAUAAAGUAAAAUCUUUGUUUUCAAACUGGACAUCGGGAUUCAAUGGCUCAACCUUUUCAAGGAGUGCAAUCUCCUUCCGCAAAGAGUAAUAAUGGUAACGCAACGGAGAAUGUUACGCCCGAAAGUGAAUUUGAAGGAUUCCACAACUAUACGGCUGCUGAAGUUUUUAUCCAAGGAUUGGCUGGAUUAGUCAAUCAAGGAGACGUUGAAACUAUGAUACGAGCGCAAAAGCAAAUGCUGCAGCGGUUUGAAAAAACGAAUGAAAUGAUGUUAAACUGUAACCAGUUAUCGCAAAGUCGUCUUAAAAAUGCGAAUGAUGAUUUCAAAAAACAUGUGAAACUAUUAACCGAAAUGAAAAAGGAUCUGGAUUAUGUUUUUAGGAAGGUGCGUUCCAUAAAACAAAAGCUAAGCCAACAGUAUCCUUUAGCAUACGCCGAGGCUCAGCCACAGCGAAGCAGUUUAGCAGAGGAAGCAGAAGAUGAGACCGAAGCGAUGAGUUCCAAAUCGAGUAUAGAGAAACAAAAUGUGGAAUGUUAUGCUAAUGUUGAUGACACAUCUUCGAAAACCAACAAAGAUUCUUUAAAGAAAAGUACAACUGUUGAAUAUGUGCAAAUGGAAGAAGCCGUGGAUAAUGGCAAACCCAUUGAAAACGAGUUAAUCAAACGUGUAUGCUCCAUUGAAACCACAAACCCGAAUGACUCAUCAGACUGUACAUCUGAGGACACGGGAUAGGCAAUGGUGGUAGGUAAUUUAGUACAUUAAUAUAUUUUAUUUAAGAUUAAACUAAAACAAUAUACAAGAAGUAUAAGUUCAAUAAAUACAACUUACAAUAUUA
This is a messenger RNA of Bactrocera oleae (olive fruit fly), 1243 nucleotides long. RefSeq names its product kxDL motif-containing protein CG10681. Gene Ontology annotation, biological process: lysosome localization. NCBI's taxonomy places the organism in Eukaryota, Metazoa, Arthropoda, Insecta, Diptera, Tephritidae. Gene Ontology annotation, cellular component: BORC complex. The record is from RefSeq and is a predicted model, not a curated record.